GGUCGUUCUCACUUUCUUCUCUUGCCUCUCCCUCAAACGACAGCCUUCGCUGCUGCUCCACCCUCUUCACGGAAACCGGAAAACUCCCGAAAAGAAAGUUUUUUCUUCUUUUGGAACAAGAGUUUUCCACUAUUUUUUGAAAAAAGAAUAUUGCUCAUUUAUUAUUGACUAUUGCUACUUAGGAAAAAUUUGUUGCUACAGAUUUUAAUUUUUCGGAACCGGCUGAAUUUAUAGUUCAGAAUUUUUUUCCUGUUUGUUUUUCUCUGAGAAAAAGUGCUCGAACAAUAAAAAUGCUGUUUAUUACUGUGGUUUUGUGCCUGAUGGUCACAGUGCUUGCAACGCCCAUUUCACAGUUUGAUGAAGCUCAAUUAGAAGAAGAAAUGAAUCUACUUGAAAAUGUUCAACUAGAAUUGGAUGAAACAGGAACUUGCAUCUUUGUGAAGUCUGAAGAAGGCAUUUAUACAUUUAAUUCUCCUGGUACAGGAGAACAAGUAUGUGGUCUGUACAUGAUAGCUGAAGCAGACAAGCAAGUGGAGUUUGAAUUUCAAUCAUUUGAUAUUUCUUGUACCAAAGGAGGUUUGCUUAGUGUUAUAGAUGGCUGGGAGCUGAAUGGUCAGUUCUUUCCCAGUCCAGAAGAUCACCCUGUACGAGCUGAAAACAGAUUUAUAGAGUUCUGUGGUAAAAUGAAACCUAGAAGAAAUUUCAAGACGUCCCAAAACGUUGGUCUAAUAGAAUUUCGAAUACCUGCGAAGGGUCAAGGCUUUUCUGUCCAUGUCAAGUUUCAUUCCAAUCCUAAACCUUGUAACGCUGUUCUACAAGAUCCUCAGGGUACAUAUACUCUGAGAAACUACAACCGGAAAUCGAAUUGUAGUAUAUCUGUCAUUUUUCCUUUGAGUGUAAAUAUAUUGGCAACAUCAGUUGGCGUACAAAGUGGAUGGCCUCAAAAAACAUUGGAUAUUGAAACUGGAUUACUUACAAAGUGCCGGAAACGAGGAAUUCAUGAUUACGUUGAAAUUCGAGGAGGAGAUGGUUUGGAUCCUAAUCUUAUGAAAGUGGCUGUCGACUAUUGUGGAAUGCGAUCUCUGCCUAGUGAAACUCCGAUUACCGUGGCUUGUGGUAACACAGCUGUUCGACUGAUAUCAAGUGGGCAUUUUGAGAACUCCAUCACUUUCAGUUUUGACAUCCCCUCGGAUUUUUCAUCACUUGAUUUAGUCUGCCCAUCUUUUCUGUCAGUUCUCUGAAGCUGAAACACUCGAGGUUGUUUCCAGCAUCUAUUUGAACGUCCUGAUUUUCUGUAGCAACACAAUUAAUAUAAUAAAUGCCAAAAUGAAAGAAAAAAAAAGAAUGAACCCCCAAAGAGUAAAUUCAGUCCAUAUAUUUGUUUAUUAGAAAUGUCAAAUUGUGAAUUGGUACUAAAAAUAUUUGCAAGGACUGUACAGUUAAAAAUAAAACAAUGAAAAGAAAACUUUGUUUUGGACGUAUUGUUUCAGUUCAUCAAGUCAAAUGUAAACCAAGUAAUCUCAGUGUUAAUCUGCGUGUGUCAAUGUUUUAUGAUCUAGUCAUCAAGUAUUGAUGUAUUUUAUCGCACAUUCAUGUAACUUUAGAGUAUUUUGUGUUCUUUUCAGAAUUGUACACAUUGCUGUCUAUCAAUGAAAAGUAUGAAUAAUUA
Molecule: messenger RNA, 1669 nt
Organism: Parasteatoda tepidariorum (common house spider)
Lineage: Eukaryota; Metazoa; Arthropoda; Arachnida; Araneae; Theridiidae
Product: corticotropin-releasing hormone-binding protein
Biological process (GO): hormone-mediated signaling pathway; negative regulation of corticotropin-releasing hormone receptor activity; negative regulation of corticotropin secretion
Molecular function (GO): corticotropin-releasing hormone binding
Source: RefSeq, a predicted model, not a curated record